AUGAGAAGUAUCUAAUAAGCAAAUUAAGGACAAGCACCAAUAGGAAUUAAAGUAUGAUUAUCAUGUGAUUUUCUUAGUAAAUUGAUACUCAGAUAUAAAAAGUAAAGUCAGAACUGAAAAUUGAACAGUCAUAAGCAUUGGAACGAAGCAUGAGAGAGGCAAAAAUUAAUAAAGAUACUAACUUAGUGUUAAGCCAGAGACUUGAAAAAUUGUAGGAAGAAAAAGAAAAAUAUAAAAAGCAAACUGAUGAAAUCCUAAAAAGAACAGAAGGACCAGGAAUCCACAGAUCAUCAAUACAUAGCAAUAGAUCUUAAAAAAUUGAUAAUGACAAAUUGACCCAAGAUCAGAUCAAACAGCGAGAAAUACUUGCUUUAGAACUUGAAAUGAGUUAAAAAGAAAAGUAAUUUUUGGCUGAAAUUGAAAAUCUUAAAAUGGAUAUUAAAUAAUUAACACAUGAUCUCAAUGAAGCUUGGAAUGAAAAUGAUCAAAAAGAUAAAUAAAUAGAGCAACUUUAAACAUAAAAUUCACUUUUAUUAAAGGAAAAAUAAGAGCUCUAAAAAAAAUUAAUGGAGGAAAAGACAAUCCAAAAAAAAUAGUAAUCACCUUAAAAAAUAAUUGAACCUUAAAAUAAUUUAAUUAAUGAAAAGUAUCAUUGUCACGUUAUUUAGCUCUGCUCUCAUUGAAGGCUUGAAAAAAUAAAUUCAAGAGUUGUAAGAAGAAAUAAGUGAAUAUGAUGAAACAAUUAAUUCUCAUCAACAAGAAAUUUCAGACUGGAAAAAUAAAUAUUCAUAGCUCCAAAAGAAUAAAGAUGAAGUUGAUAAUUAUUAUGCAAGUAACUAAUCAAAUUACAUUUAGUUGCUUAUGAUAAAAUUGAGAGUCUUUUAGAAUUAAAGGAGGAAAUGGAAAAUUAAAGAAAGGAUGAUUAAAAUAAAAUCAAUUCAUUGGAAGGAAUCAUUAUAGUGUUAAAGAACAAUUUAGAUGAGCUUGAAAAUGAAAAAAAAAGAUUUUAAGAUUAAAUUGAUACAAUUCAAAAAAAUAAUUAAGAUUUGAGAGCUGAAAAUUUAAAAUUAUUUGAAUAAUUGGCUUCAAAACCUUUAGAAGUAAAUUUAAAUCUAUAAAAUGACUUGAUUGAAUUAUGCAACGCUCCCAGCAAUGGAGGAGAAGAGUUUAUCUAGUAGUUCAAUCAAUUAAGCGAUGAUUUUUCGAAUUUGAAAUCUAAAUAUACAGAAGCUUUGGAAUAGAAAUAAACUUUAGAAGAUGAAAAUAAUAGAAAGGCUAAAGAAAAUUCACUUUUAAAUGAUGCAAUUAAAAAAUUAGAAAAUAAAGUUAAAUCUUAAGAGGGAGAAAUUUAGGACUGGAUAAACAAAUAUAAUUCGAAAAACACCGAACUUAAUGCCAUUUUAGAGUAAGAGAAUAAUGAUAAAUUGAAAAUAGAAGAACUCGAGUUGCACAUAAAGGAUUAAGAAAUCAAAAUAAAUGAUUUAGAAAUAGCAUUAAAAUAUUCGUAAAAGGACUCAACCCCCAGAAAUAAAGAAAAUAAUACAAUAAAAUAAAGAGAAUUAGAGGAAAAAUUAAAGUAAGCCAAUGUACAAAUUAAUGAUUUGAAAAAAGAAAUUCAAUCUCUAUAGUAACAAUAAAAUAAUUAAGUUGAGUAAAAUGAUUAAGACCUCUAAUAAAUGAUUUAAGAUUUAGAAGAACAAAAUGAAAAAUUGAAACUCGACAAUGAUAAAUUAUUAUCUCAAUUACAUGAUGCAGAGAAACAGAUUUCUGAUUAAGAUUAAAUAAUCAAAUAAUAAAAAUAAAAAUAAGAAGAAUUAGAAUAAAAAUAUAAAUAAAUACCCAAAUCAAAUCCAAGUGAAAGUAAUCAGGAACAAGAAGCUUUAAUUGAAAGAUUAAUUUAAAAUAAUGAAUAAUUAGAAGUAAAAAAUUCGUAGUUAAUGUAAGAGUUGAAUUUAAUAAAGAAUAAGAAUAGUAAGAAUUUAAGAAGUAAAUUUAUUUUAGUAGGAAAGCUGAUGUAAAUCGAAAAAUUGAAUUCUGAUUUAGAAGAUAAAUUAAAAAAACAAAAAGGCAUCAUUAAUGAAUUAUUAGAAAAUUAAAAAAAUGAAAAUACAGAAAAAGAAAAUUCAUCUGAUCCAAUUCCAUAAGAUAACAAACCAUAAAUUGAAUAGCAAGCUGAAAAUGAGUAAGAUACUCAUUAAAACAUAAAGGAAGAAUUAGUAAAAUAAAAAUAAAGAAAUUAAAAGUUAUUAGGAAAAAUUUUCAGAAUAUUAACCAAACAAAAAUAAAAGGAUGCUAUUAUUUCAUAAUUAGAAGAAAGAAUUGAGAAAUAAAAAGCAAUAAAUUAAGAAUUAAUUGAAAAUUAAAAGAAUAGUGAAUAAUAACCAAAAAUAAAUGAAGAAGAAUAACAAUAAAAAGAAGUAGAAACUGUGCAUGAAUAACAACACUAAAUCUAAGAUAAUUAAUAGGAAUAAAAAAAUGAGAUUUUAAAGCUUAAGACUUAAAAUUAAAAAUUAUUAUCAAAAAUUUUAAGAAUAAUGACCAAAUUAAAAAUAUAAGAAGAUGAAGUAUAAAAUUUAAACGAAAGACUUAAAAAAUAAUAAGCCAUAAAUGAUGCAAUCACUACUGAGCCUAAAGAAUAAGAAGAGGAAUAAUCUGAAUAAGAAUAAUUAAUAAUAGAUGACUAAUAAAAUAAUAAAUAAAUUAACUUGGAAGUAGAGAACAAAGAUGUUGACUAUGAUUAAUUGAAAAUAAAAAAUUAAAAUUAAAGACUUUAGGGUAAAUUAUUUAGAACUAUGUUUUUAUUAAAUAAAAAAAAUAAUGAAAUUGAGUCAUUAUUGCAGAGAAUUUAGAAAUAAAAAGCAUAAAUUGAGGAAUUAAAUAAUUAGAUUCACGAAAAUAGUAUAAAUACAAAUUAGAUUGAGGAAUAAGAAAAAGAACCAAACUAUAAUUUAUAAAAUAAUUAGGCUGAACAACCCUAAUAGGAGUUUAAUUCAAAUGAAAUCGAACAAUAGAAUGAUGCUUUAAGAAAUCAAAAGAUUAAUAAGAUGGCUGCUAAAUUAUUCAUGAUUAUGAGUAAAUUUAAUAAAUAAAAUAAACUGAUAGAAAAUUUAAACGAAAGACUAUCUAAGUAUAAAGCAAUUAUUGAAUCUUAAAGUUAAGAGAAUUAAUAACCUUAAGCUGAAAAUAUUAACAUUAUUGAUGAAAAAUUAGAAAAUGAUAAACAUUCAACAGAUUAAUAAAUGGAACUGUAAAAUGUUAAUGAGUAAGAGAACGUUAGACUCAAGAAUUAAAAUAACAAAUUAUUAGUCAAAUUAUUCAGAGUUAUGAGCGGAUUUACCAGAAAAAAUAAUUAAAUUCAAUUGCUAGAAUAAAGAUUAACAAAAUUACAAGCAAUUAUUGACACAUUAACAUAAGAACAAGCUCCAAAUUAAGAAGUUUAAGAAGUUUAGGAAUAAUCCAAUUUUCAAAAUAAAGAGAAUCAAAAUAUUUAACCUAACUCUGAAUCAUAAGAAUAAUAGAUUAAACAUUAAAAUGAAAUUUCUAUUUGGAAAUAAAAAUAUAAUAAAUUGCUUGCAAAGUUAUUUAGAAUUUUGAGUAAUCAAAAGAAAAAAGAUAAAGAAUUAAUUUAAUUAAAUGAAAGAUUAAAUAAAUAAAAAGCCAUUAAUGAUGAAUUAAUGGAAGAAAAAAAUUAGGAUGCUUAAAUAAAAUUGGAACCGGAGUUAAAUCAUUAGGAAAUUUCACUUCAAGCUGCAUCUGAAAUAAAUCCAGAAAAAUAACCAGAAAUAUUUAACAGCAAUGAAUUCUUGAAGAUUAAGAACCAAAAUGUUAAAGCUUUAUCCAAAUUAUUUAGGUUAUCAUUUUUGCUGUAAAAAUAGAACAAAGAAAAUAAAUAAUUAAAUGAUAGGCUAGUUAAAUAAAAUGCAAUAAUAGAAGAAUUUUCAAAAAUAUAAAAUAGUUCACAUUAAUUAAAAUUAAAAAACGGCAAACUUUUAGCAAAACUAUUUAUUCUUACUAGCAAUUUAAAUAUUUAAAAUAAAGCAAAUGAGGAAUUAUCAAGAAAACUAUUACAAAAGAAUGCAUAAUUACAAUAAUUAGUUGAAAGCUCUAAUGAGGAAGAAAAAAAUUCUUAGAUGGAUUUAUUAUAAAAACAACCAGAAUAAAAAGAAGAUCUCCAAAAUCAAAAUUAAAAUGAAAACUCAAAAUUGGAAAAUCAAAGGUUAGAGAUUUAAAAUAAAAAAUAUCUUGCCAAAAUAUUUAAAUUAUUGUGCCAAAUGUUUUAAAAAGAUAGAGAAAAUGAUUAAUUAGUGAGAAGACUAUCAAAAUAAAAAGCAAUAGUCUAGGAUCUUAUUGAUAAUUAAAACUACUAUGAAUAAUAAACUGACGAUGGAGUAGAAAAUAUGGAACCUUAAUAAGUUGAAACUGGCAGCGUUGCCUAAAAAGAUUUAUAGAAACUAUAAAAAGCAAAUGAAAAAAUGCUAGCAAAAUAAUUCAAACUUCUUUUCACAAUUAAAAAAUUGGAAAAUUAACUUGAAAAUGCUUUAUAGAGAUUGUAAAAAUAAAAAGAAAUAAAUCUACAAAGUUUAAAAAAGAUUGAUGAAUAAGAUAUUGAUUUGAAAUAGCUAUAAGAAUAAAUAUAAGUUUUAAAGAAUGAAUUACAAUAAUAAAAAGAUAAUUUGAAUCCUUCUAAAGAUUAAAAAGAAAAAUAAGAUGUUAAAACCAAUUAAGAUUAUUAUAAAAAUAAAUAUAAUAAUCUAUUAGAAGAACAUCUUCAUUUGUUAAAUGUAGGAGAUUUAAUUAACGAAUAAGAAAAGCAACUAAGAAAAGAAUUCAGAUAAUAAUUAGAAGAAGAAAAAUUAAAAGCAAAAGAUCUAUUCAAUAAUUUGUUGAAUGAACAUUUGAAAUUGUAGGAAGAAUGCGAAAAAGCUAUUGAUGCUUUGAAUUCAGUCAAUAAAAAUUAAGAUUUGUUAGUAGAUAAGAAUGAACUCGAAACAAUCAAAAAUAAAUUUAACUCAUUAUUGUCUGAACAUUUAGCCUUAGAAGAAUUAAAUGAUGGAUUAAAUAAAAAGUAAGAUGAUAUAAAGAAAGAUCAUGAAAAAUAAUUAGAUGAGGAAAUUUAAAAGCAAAAAGAGAAAUAUAACAAAUUAUUAAAUUAAUAUUUACUCUUGGAAAUGUAAAGGGAUGGUAUUUUAUAAGAGUAAAGUCCAAAAUUAGAAAAUCAACUUGACUUAGAUAAAGAUGAUGAUGUUAUUUAGAAAUAAUCGGAAAUUGCAAAUGAAAAUAAAGAAAAAGAAUAAAUACAUAAUUAAUAAAACUAAGAAUAAGUGAAAUCACUUCUUGAUUAGUUACAUUGGUUAGAAAACUAAAAUUCAUAAUUAAAAUAAGAACUAGAAAAUAUGAAAAACCUUUUAGAAAAAACAGCAUAAGCUGAACCAUAAUAAAUAGUAAAAACUGAACCCACUACUGAGCCAUUGAAGAUAGAACCAAGCUCUGAAGAAUAUUAUAAAAAUAAAUAUAACAAUCUAUUAGAGGAACAUCUUCAUUUGUUAAAUGUAGGAGAUUUAAUUAACGAAUAAGAAAAGCAACUAAGAAAAGAAUUCAGAUAAUAAUUAGAAGAAGAAAAAUUAAAAGCAAAAGAUCUAUUCAAUAAUUUGUUGAAUGAACAUUUGAAAUUGUAGGAAGAAUGCGAAAAAGCUAUUGAUGCUUUGAAUUCAGUCAAUAAAAAUUAAGAUUUGUUAGUAGAUAAGAAUGAACUCGAAACAAUCAAAAAUAAAUUUAACUCAUUAUUGUCUGAACAUUUAGCCUUAGAAGAAUUAAAUGAUGGAUUAAAUAAAAAGUAAGAUGAUAUAAAGAAAGAUCAUGAAAAAUAAUUAGAUGAGGAAAUUUAAAAGCAAAAAGAGAAAUAUAACAAAUUAUUAAAUUAAUAUUUACUCUUGGAAAUGUAAAGGGAUGGUAUUUUAUAAGAGUAAAGUCCAAAAUUAGAAAAUCAACUUGACUUAGAUAAAGAUGAUGAUGUUAUUUAGAAAUAAUCGGAAAUUGCAAAUGAAAAUAAAGAAAAAGAAUAAAUACAUAAUGUAUAAAACUAAGAAUAGGUGAAAUAACUUCUUGAUUAGUUAAAUUGGUUAGAAAACUAAAAUUCAUAAUUAAAAUAAGAACUAGAAGCAAUUAAACUUAAUAACAAUAGUAGGUAACUGAUGGAAAAUAUUGAGACAGAGGAAAAAGAACCAAGUAAAUAACAAUCAAAUUAAGAAUAAAUUGACAAAAGUACUGAAGACUAUUAUAAAAAUAAAUAUAAUAAUCUAUUAGAAGAACAUCUUCAUUUGUUAAAUGUAGGAGAUUUAAUUAACGAAUAAGAAAAGCAACUAAGAAAAGAAUUCAGAUAAUAAUUAGAAGAAGAAAAAUUAAAAGCAAAAGAUCUAUUCAAUAAUUUGUUGAAUGAACAUUUGAAAUUGUAAGAAGAAUGCGAAAGAGCUAUAGAUGCUUUGAAUUCAGUCAAUAAAAAUUAAGAUUUGUUAGUAGAUAAGAAUGAACUCGAAACAAUCAAAAAUAAAUUUAACUCAUUAUUGUCUGAACAUUUAGCCUUAGAAGAAUUAAAUGAUGGAUUAAAUAAAAAGUAAGAUGAUAUAAAGAAAGAUCAUGAAAAAUAAUUAGAUGAGGAAAUUUAAAAGCAAAAAGAGAAAUAUAACAAAUUAUUAAAUUAAUAUUUACUCUUGGAAAUGUAAAGGGAUGGUAUUUUAUAAGAGUAAAGUCCAAAAUUAGAAAAUCAACUUGACUUAGAUAAAGAUGAUGACGUUAUUUAGAAAUAAUCGGAAAUUGCAAAUGAAAAUAAAGAAAAAGAUUAAAUGCAUAAUGUAUAAAACUAAGAAUAGGUGAAAUAACUUCUCGAUUAGUUAAAUUAGUUAGAAAACUAAAAUUCAUAACUAAAAUAUGAACUAGAAAAUAUGAAAAACCUUUUAGAAAAAACAGCAUAAGCUGAACCAUAAUAAAUAGUAAAAACUGAACCCACUAUUGAGCCAUUGAAGAUAGAACCAAGCUCUGAAGAAUAUUAUAAAAAUAAAUAUAACAAUCUAUUAGAGGAACAUCUUCAUUUGUUAAAUGUAGGAGAUUUAAUUAACGAAUAAGAAAAGCAACUAAGAAAAGAAUUCAGAUAAUAAUUAGAAGAAGAAAAAUUAAAAGCAAAAGAUCUAUUCAAUAAUUUGUUGAAUGAACAUUUGAAAUUGUAAGAAGAAUGCGAAAGAGCUAUAGAUGCUUUGAAUUCAGUCAAUAAAAAUUAAGAUUUGUUAGUAGAUAAGAAUGAACUCGAAACAAUCAAAAAUAAAUUUAACUCAUUAUUGUCUGAACAUUUAGCCUUAGAAGAAUUAAAUGAUGGAUUAAAUAAAAAGUAAGAUGAUAUAAAGAAAGAUCAUGAAAAAUAAUUAGAUGAGGAAAUUUAAAAGCAAAAAGAGAAAUAUAACAAAUUAUUAAAUUAAUAUUUACUCUUGGAAAUGUAAAGGGAUGGUAUUUUAUAAGAGUAAAGUCCAAAAUUAGAAAAUCAACUUGACUUAGAUAAAGAUGAUGACGUUAUUUAGAAAUAAUCGGAAAUUGCAAAUGAAAAUAAAGAAAAAGAAUAAAUACAUAAUGUAUAAAACUAAGAAUAGGUGAAAUAACUUCUUGAUUAGUUAAAUUGGUUAGAAAACUAAAAUUCAUAAUUAAAAUAAGAACUAGAAGCAAUUAAACUUAAUAACAAUAGUAGGUAACUGAUGGAAAAUAUUGAGACAGAGGAAAAAGAACCAAGUAAAUAACAAUCAAAUUAAGAAUAAAUUGACAAAAGUACUGAAGACUAUUAUAAAAAUAAAUAUAAUAAUCUAUUAGAAGAACAUCUUCAUUUGUUAAAUGUAGGAGAUUUAAUUAACGAAUAAGAAAAGCAACUAAGAAAAGAAUUCAGAUAAUAAUUAGAAGAAGAAAAAUUAAAAGCAAAAGAUCUAUUCAAUAAUUUGUUGAAUGAACAUUUGAAAUUGUAAGAAGAAUGCGAAAAAGCUAUUGAUGCUUUGAAUUCAGUCAAUAAAAAUUAAGAUUUGUUAGUAGAUAAGAAUGAACUCGAAACAAUCAAAAAUAAAUUUAACUCAUUAUUGUCUGAACAUUUAGCCUUAGAAGAAUUAAAUGAUGGAUUAAAUAAAAAGUAAGAUGAUAUAAAGAAAGAUCAUGAAAAAUAAUUAGAUGAGGAAAUUUAAAAGCAAAAAGAGAAAUAUAACAAAUUAUUAAAUUAAUAUUUACUCUUGGAAAUGUAAAGGGAUGGUAUUUUAUAAGAGUAAAGUCCAAAAUUAGAAAAUCAACUUGACUUAGAUAAAGAUGAUGACGUUAUUUAGAAAUAAUCGGAAAUUGCAAAUGAAAAUAAAGAAAAAGAAUAAAUACAUAAUGUAUAAAACUAAGAAUAGGUGAAAUAACUUCUUGAUUAGUUAAAUUGGUUAGAAAACUAAAAUUCAUAAUUAAAAUAAGAACUAGAAGCAAUUAAACUUAAUAACAAUAGUAGGUAACUGAUGGAAAAUAUUGAGACAGAGGAAAAAGAACCAAGUAAAUAACAAUCAAAUUAAGAAUAAAUUGACAAAAGUACUGAAGACUAUUAUAAAAAUAAAUAUAAUAAUCUAUUAGAAGAACAUCUUCAUUUGUUAAAUGUAGGAGAUUUAAUUAACGAAUAAGAAAAGCAACUAAGAAAAGAAUUCAGAUAAUAAUUAGAAGAAGAAAAAUUAAAAGCAAAAGAUCUAUUCAAUAAUUUGUUGAAUGAACAUUUGAAAUUGUAAGAAGAAUGCGAAAAAGCUAUUGAUGCUUUGAAUUCAGUCAAUAAAAAUUAAGAUUUGUUAGUAGAUAAGAAUGAACUCGAAACAAUCAAAAAUAAAUUUAACUCAUUAUUGUCUGAACAUUUAGCCUUAGAAGAAUUAAAUGAUGGAUUAAAUAAAAAGUAAGAUGAUAUAAAGAAAGAUCAUGAAAAAUAAUUAGAUGAGGAAAUUUAAAAGCAAAAAGAGAAAUAUAACAAAUUAUUAAAUUAAUAUUUACUCUUGGAAAUGUAAAGGGAUGGUAUUUUAUAAGAGUAAAGUCCAAAAUUAGAAAAUCAACUUGACUUAGAUAAAGAUGAUGACGUUAUUUAGAAAUAAUCGGAAAUUGCAAAUGAAAAUAAAGAAAAAGAAUAAAUACAUAAUGUAUAAAACUAAGAAUAGGUGAAAUAACUUCUUGAUUAGUUAAAUUGGUUAGAAAACUAAAAUUCAUAAUUAAAAUAAGAACUAGAAGCAAUUAAACUUAAUAACAAUAGUAGGUAACUGAUGGAAAAUAUUGAGACAGAGGAAAAAGAACCAAGUAAAUAACAAUCAAAUUAAGAAUAAAUUGACAAAAGUACUGAAGACUAUUAUAAAAAUAAAUAUAAUAAUCUAUUAGAAGAACAUCUUCAUUUGUUAAAUGUAGGAGAUUUAAUUAACGAAUAAGAAAAGCAACUAAGAAAAGAAUUCAGAUAAUAAUUAGAAGAAGAAAAAUUAAAAGCAAAAGAUCUAUUCAAUAAUUUGUUGAAUGAACAUUUGAAAUUGUAGGAAGAAUGCGAAAAAGCUAUUGAUGCUUUGAAUUCAGUCAAUAAAAAUUAAGAUUUGUUAGUAGAUAAGAAUGAACUCGAAACAAUCAAAAAUAAAUUUAACUCAUUAUUGUCUGAACAUUUAGCCUUAGAAGAAUUAAAUGAUGGAUUAAAUAAAAAGUAAGAUGAUAUAAAGAAAGAUCAUGAAAAAUAAUUAGAUGAGGAAAUUUAAAAGCAAAAAGAGAAAUAUAACAAAUUAUUAAAUUAAUAUUUACUCUUGGAAAUGUAAAGGGAUGGUAUUUUAUAAGAGUAAAGUCCAAAAUUAGAAAAUCAACUUGACUUAGAUAAAGAUGAUGAUGUUAUUUAGAAAUAAUCGGAAAUUGCAAAUGAAAAUAAAGAAAAAGAAUAAAUACAUAAUUAAUAAAACUAAGAAUAAGUGAAAUCACUUCUUGAUUAGUUACAUUGGUUAGAAAACUAAAAUUCAUAAUUAAAAUAAGAACUAGAAAAUAUGAAAAACCUUUUAGAAAAAACAGCAUAAGCUGAACCAUAAUAAAUAGUAAAAACUGAACCCACUACUGAGCCAUUGAAGAUAGAACCAAGCUCUGAAGAAUAUUAUAAAAAUAAAUAUAACAAUCUAUUAGAGGAACAUCUUCAUUUGUUAAAUGUAGGAGAUUUAAUUAACGAAUAAGAAAAGCAACUAAGAAAAGAAUUCAGAUAAUAAUUAGAAGAAGAAAAAUUAAAAGCAAAGGAUCUAUUCAAUAAUUUGUUGAAUGAACAUUUGAAAUUGUAAGAAGAAUGCGAAAAAGCUAUUGAUGCUUUGAAUUCAGUCAAUAAAAAUUAAGAUUUGUUAGUAGAUAAGAAUGAACUCGAAACAAUUAAAAAUAAAUUUAAUUCAUUAUUGUCUGAACAUUUAGCUUUAGAAGAAUUAAAUGAUGGAUUAAAUAAAAAGUAAGAUGAUAUAAAGAAAGAUCAUGAAAAAUAAUUAGAUGAGGAAAUUUAAAAGCAAAAAGAGAAAUAUAACAAAUUAUUAAAUUAAUAUUUACUCUUGGAAAUGUAAAGAGAUGGUAUUUUAUAAGAGUAAAGUCCAAAAUUAGAAAAUCAACUUGAUUUAGAUAAAGAUGAUGACGUUGUUGAGAAAAAAUAAAAGUAAGGUCACAACCUUAAUAAUGAUGAAUAAUAGAUAACCCUUUUCGGGGCUUAAGGCGAGGAAAAUUCACCAUAAUUAGAAGAAAUUUAAAAUUAUAAAUAACAAAUAACAGAACUUUAAUCAUAAUUAUUAUUAUUAAAUGAGGAGAAGGAUAAUCUUUAGAAAUUGAAUUUAUAAUUAGCUGACUAAUUAAAUAAGAUUCAAAAUCAAUCUAAUUUAAAAUCCUCUGAAACUCUAGAUAAGUUAGUUGAAAAAAAAGAUGAACAACUGAAUUCAACAAAUCAACAGUCCUAAGAAAGAUUUAAUAAAGAAAAUGAAAUUUUUGAGAAACAAGGAUUAGAAUUAGCUCAAUAAAGAUAGGAAUUAUUAGCUGCAUAAGAAUAAUUAAGUAAGUAAGAAAUAUUAAUAACAAAAUUUGAAAAAGACAAAGAACUUUUGGAAAACGAAUGUAAUUAACUAAAAACAUAAGUUGAUGAGCUAUAGUCGAAACUAGAAAAUUAGGAGCAAAAGUUGAAUGAAAAAACCGCUCACUUUGUCUAAACGAUGGAAUAGUUAUUGAAGGAAAACUAAGAUGAUUUUGAAGAAAACAAAUAAUUAGUUCUCUUAAAUCAAGCUACUUAGCCUGUUAUAUAAAUUCUCAAAAAGCUUUAACAUGAUUAGGAAUUAAAAUAAUCAAGAAAAUAGAGUUAAGACCUAUGUUCUACUUAAGAAAACGAAAAAGAAAUUAUUUAAUUGAAACAUUAUAUUAAAACACUGGAAGAUAAUAGGCAGUAAUAUAGUGAUGGGAUUAGCGUUUUAAAUAGGAAAUUAAUAGAAUUAUUUAACAAAAAUUCUCUCUUAUAAACAUAAAUACAGUAAUUAAACUAAUAAAGGUAUUUAUCUAGCAAUAUUUAAUAGUUAAAUGAACUGA
This is a messenger RNA of Paramecium octaurelia, 11586 nucleotides long. Lineage: Eukaryota; Ciliophora; Oligohymenophorea; Peniculida; Parameciidae. The record is from the annotation of a GenBank genome assembly.